GCUGACAGAGAGCUAGUCUCUGUCAAGUAAAGUUAACCAGAGUUAACUCUCAGUGAGAAACGACACAACACACACUUCUUGUUUACCAGCGACCACUCAACGCCAACAUGAAAAGACCGCAGUGCUUUUAACUUGUCGGGAAACUGUGUUUAUACAUGGACCUGCUGCAUAUUAUCAGUACUUGUUGGAUGCUACUUGAGAAGAUGUGAAAUGAUGAGAAUGGAAGCGACAACGCCGAUGACCAUAGCAUGACAAAGUAGUCUACUUACUCCUGCCACUAUAAUCACCUUGAGUUGUGGAUAUAACAUUUGGUAGGCGUUGCAUUGACAGACAGUAAACAUAUUUGGCAAUCUUAGGAAGGAGCUCUAUUGGCCAUUUUGACAAUCCUUGUGACUUUUGAAGAAAUUGCUUUGAGAGAUACUUUCUGGGGGGCAGUCUACAAUUUGGAGCUUUCCUGCAUCAUUAUCACCAACUGUUCAUCACCCAUAUCCAGAGGGCCCGCAUUUUGUAUGAAGUGGACAGAGCUAUAAUGAAGGUGACAGUGACGUUUGGGCAGACAGGUGUGGUGGUGCCCUGCAAGGAGGGUUGGACCGUGAGGGACCUCAUCCAGCAAGCCACGCAGAGAUACAGAAAACUCCUGGAACAGGAAGGAGAAUUCCUGGUUCGGACUCACCAUGUUGAAUACUGUGAUGGGGGGAUUCUGGACCCUGAUGAUAUACUCAGUGAUCUGGUAGAAGACAAGGACAAGCUGAUGGCGGUGUAUGAGGAGCAGGAAGCCCAGCAGAGGGGUGUGGCUAACACAAGCCUAGCCCCCAGCCCUGACCUCUACCAGUCUGAGCUCUCUGUCUUCCAGCCAAUCACAGGAGGAGAGAUUGAAGUCAAUUCUUCAGCGCUCAAGUCCAACACCCCCCUGCUGGUGAGAAGUAGCAGUGACUCAGCCCUCAGCCCCCAGCCGACAGAGACUGAACCGUCCCUCAAUGAAGACACCUCUGAGAUGGCAGCCAGUCCGGCUGUGGAGAGGCCUGUAGGGGUGGACCGAGCCCAAGGCAAACACACCUUCACUGGCAGCCUGACCAGAACAGUGGAGAUCCUGGGAGAAGACAGUCCCCUGGGAAUCCAUGUGGUACCCUACUGCUCAUCACUCAGUGGACGGUCUCUCGGUCUGUACAUUCGUGGAGUGGAGGAGGAGAGUCGCUCAAGAAAGGAGGGCCUGUUUCAAGAGGACGAGUGCAUCGUCAAGAUCAACAACACCGACCUCAUGGACAAGACAUUUAGCCAAGCCCAGGAAGUGUUUCGUCAGGCAAUGCGUUCCCCAAUUGUCCGCUUGGAAGUAGUUCCCUCCUCCAACAGAGAACGCUUUGAGAAGAGUCUGAUUGGUCAGCUGUUUGGCAACAGUGCUGGUCCUGACAACAGCCCCCGAAUCACCAAGACCAAAGAGCCACCUCCGCCUGUCAAAGCCAAACCGGUGUUUAAGCCCUCUGAGAAUCCAACUACACGAUUGGCAGAGGAAGCUGCCACUCUGGAAGCUGCUGUCAGUACCCCCAAAGGGAGGAGCGAGAGCCCUCUUCUUAAGAAAAGUCCUGCCUUCUCCAGCUUGGUGGCCAAUAAGAGAGGAGGACGAAGACUGAGGAUUGACUUAAAGAAAGGCUCAGAAGGUCUUGGUUUUACUGUAGUAACGAGAGACUCUUCAGUCCAUGGUCCUGGUCCCAUUCUAGUAAAAAACAUUCUACCACGUGGAGCCGCUGUCAAAGACGGACGCCUGCAGUCUGGAGACCGCAUACUUGAGGUAAACGGUGUGGAUAUCACAGGUGUGGGACAAGAGGAGUUGGUGUGCAUGCUACGCAGCACGCGGCAGGGAGAGAGUGUGUGCCUAGUGGUCCUACGGCAGGAAGACAUGUUCCUGCCCAGAGAGAUGAAGGAGGAGAUGUCCCGUGUGACAGGCUUUGUUUUGGAGAAUGGGAAGGAGCAGCUCAUGUUUGAAGUACCUCUAAAUGACACCGGCUCAGCAGGACUGGGUGUCAGUCUCAAAGGCAACAAGUCCAGGGAGACAGGAGAGGAUCUGGGAAUCUUCAUUAAGUCCAUUAUACAUGGAGGGGCUGCAUACAAGGACGGGCGUCUGCGUGUCAAUGACCAGCUGGUAGCUGUAAAUGGAGAGUCGCUGCUGGGACGCUCCAAUCAUGUGGCCAUGGAGACGCUCCGCCGCUCUAUGUCACAGGAGGGAAACGUAAGAGGGACCAUCCAGCUAGUUGUGCUGAGGGCUUUGAAGGAUCAACAUGGUGUGUCACCUAAUCGCUCAUAUGAUGGCUCCUCUGGUCUGUCGGGACUGAUGAGCCCACUCAACGGUCAGACAGGAUUGGUCAGUCAGGCCAAUGGCCCCAUUCACCCUCCCAUGGUGACCAACUCUCUCUAUGCCUCCAAUGUGACCAAUGGGAGUUAUUCUCACAUGGAUGAGGAUGAGGAGGGGGAGCCGUAUGGACAUGAGGAGUUCAGCAGCUCUACUCAACACUCCUACCUACAAGAAAGGGAAAACUGUCACAUUUCUAGCCCGGCUCAGCCCCAGUCUCCCACCCACAGCCAGAACCAGAGCCAGCGGCAGUUCCAGCAUGUUAAAGCCUCCAAGAGCAUGGACCUGGGUACGACUCAGAACCAACAUCACACUGUGGCAGAUGAGAGCAACGUGGGAUCCCUGGUUGGAAACACUGCAGCUCCAUCAAGUCCUGUAGAACUCGGUCCUACCCUUGGCUUGAAGAAGUCCAGUUCGUUGGAGAGUCUCCAGACGGCCAUGUCAGAGGUCAACAGAAAAAAUGAACUCCUCCCAUUCCACCGUCCUCGCCCAAAUAUGGUCAGGGGAAGAGGCUGCAAUGAGAGCUUCAGAGCAGCUAUUGAUAAAUCCUAUGAUGGGCCACCUGAAGAUGAUGAUGAUGAUGGUUCAGAGCCGAGUUCAGGCCGUGACACCCCUGCAAGUAGUUCAUCCCGCCAGGGAGUGGGGGACCAGAUAGAGGAAAAAGGCAAAAAGGACAAGAAAAAGAAAGCAAAAACAAAGAAGAAAGAAAAGAACAAGGGGAAAGGAAAAGAGAAAGAGAAAAAGAAAGCAGAGGAGCCUGAAGAGACAGAGAAGAAGAGCAAGAAAAAAGGAUUUGGCCUUCUGAGAUUUGGGAAGAAAAAAGAGGAGAAGAAGGAGGCAAAAGCAGCUCUGCAGCUACAGAAGUCAGACAUUCUGAGUGAUCAUGAGCUUGAGAGGAUGAAAGAGGAGAGGGAGAGAAUCGAGGCAGGGCAUUCUGAGCUGCGAGAGCGCCGGUCCAGAGACCAGCAAGGUGGCGGGUCCACAUAUCCAGAUGUUGAAGAUGAUGACACAGACCCCAACUAUGCCCGAAUACAAUCCUUCAGAGACCGAGAUAUGGGUUCAGUGCCACAGCCACUGUCUCAGUCACCUCCUUACAGUGCAAUUCAGCACACCCAUGCUCAUGCCCCUUCCCCCGUAACACCCUCUGCCUUUCCAGGGCAUGGAAAUCAUGCUAAUGACCCUGGAGCCAUCCCUAAUGAUGACCACAUUGAUAGGCUGUAUGCUAAGGUCAAUAAACCAAGGGGAGCUGGAACUACAUCUCCUCCCGCUUCUGCCACUGACAGCAGUGUGGACAGGAUCCAGCAACUAAGAAGAGAGUACCAGCAGGCAAGGAGAGAAGGAAUGGUACCACCAUAUGAAGAGCUGGACCCACGACACAGAGGGCACGAAAACGACGCACACAGGAUGCCAGGCAGAGGGACAGAUCCUCGGUUGGCACCACGUUAUGAAGAGGUGGAACGUCAAUAUGCCUCCUUACCAAGACGGGGUCCGUUGGAUCCAGCUGACUACCCCAUGCAGCCCUGGUCUGGUCAUUAUCCCGGACCUCCUCAAGCCCCACAGGGAUACCCUCAGUCCCUGUCCUACCCUAACCCCAACUCUCAGUCUGGUCCGUCUUAUUCUGGCUACCCACCUGGCCAGCCAUACCCACGACCAGGUGACUCUCGGGGCAUCGACCCUGGCUACUACCCCCACCCAAGCUCCCAGCAGAGAGGGCCCUUGCGGCAGGAUGUGCCCCCAUCUCCUACCCCUCCACUUCGUGGUCUACGGUACGACACUAUGAUGCGUGGAACUGGGGGUGGAGGCUACAGACACCUGGUGGAUCCCAGUCCAGACCAAUAUGGCUACGCUGGGGAGGGAGGAAGACAGCAACAGCAACACCAAACCAACCCGAGACAGAAGAAUGCCAUGACUGCAGCUGUGUAGAAAAAUCAAGUCCUUAGAUGAAAAGAAGCAAAAUGCUGAAUGCUUUUUAUUGUGCAGCUCUUCUACUUUCCUUACCACAGUGAAAUAGAGUUGAAUCCUCUGAAUGGUCUGAUUUGAAUCACCAUCAUUUUUAAACAUUGUCUACGCUGUUGAAAAGUAUAUGGUAAUACACAGAAAAGCAAGGUAAAAGAGGUUAAUUAUAGAGUGGCUGGCAUGAUGCAUAAUGUCUUGUUGUUUGAAGUCACUUAAAUGCUUUGAGUCUUCCCAGAGCAUAAAAUUAGCAGUAUACUAUAUAUACUAUAUACCCUAUACUCUGAUUAAGUCGUCUCUUUCAACAAUUGGUCAGAGGCACAGGUAAUUGGAUCCAUUUAAAUUAAUACACUAAAGGCAUAAAUACAGCUCUGCACACUCUCAUAUUGUACCUGGCAGUUUCACUGCCGCUGCUCCACCAACAUGACAAAAAAUAAAAUACCCUAAAAAGUAACAGGUAGUCGUAUGUUUACCUAAGUUACGAAACCGUUCACGAAGAUAAAUAACACCUUUCAGUAUAAUUACUUCUGUGUGAUGAAGCCAACUUUAUUAUCAAGACUGAGCAGUUCAUGUUUACAGAAAUGUGAUUGUAGGACUUUGAGUCUCCUCUUGAUUGUAAGUUGAGAUGUAGAAGAUGUUUGAAAAAGUCAAAAUGACCCUGUGUUCCAAAAUUGCUUGGACAGCAACAAAUUAGUCUGAACACAGAAUUCUUGACUAUGUUAGUAGUAGCUGCUGAAACAGAAAAAUCAUCGUAACUCUAAAUGUAGCAUUAUGCAGUGAGACGGUAUAUCCAUCCACGCCAAAUAAUAAUGAAAACUCUAAACGGGGAGAGUUUGGGCAAUAGUUACAGUUCAUUAAUGAAGUUCUCUUUUUUAGGCCUUAUAGUUUCACUUUGCCGCACAGGGAGAACUCCACUAUGCCAGUCUUUAUGACAGUACAAAUUUUUUCCUCAUGAUUAGUGUCUGAUGAUCAGGUUUUUAUCUUUCUGUGUAAUAAUGUGCUUUUAAUGAUGCUAUGAUUGCCUUUCAUUUUUAUCCCGAAUAUUUCUCUCAGUACAGAUGAGUUUAAAUGCAUUUUUAGUACGGGACUAGAUACAAUCCGAAACCACGUCUGGCUGUUGGAUUACAGCACUUACGAACAACCCUGUCCCUGCAUUAAAAUGAUCCUGGGAUAACAGCAUUUCAAACCACAAUGCAGAAGUACUGAAUCUCAAAUUUAUCUUUUAAUUUCAGAACGUGUUAGCAUUAUUUUACUGAUGUUUUUUUCUUUGAAUAGUUAACUUUAUUUAAAAUGACCCCUACUUGAAUGUAUGAUAAACUUGCAUGGAUUACAUUUCAUCUCUGCUUAAUCCAUGGAGUCAACCUGUUUUUACUGAAUCAUUCCAGCAUGACUGGAGUUUGUGCUCAGUUUUUGUUUUUUUCUAUCAGACAUCCAAUUCAGACGUAAUCCAUUGCUUUAAACAAAAAGCUGACAACCACAUUUUUCAAAGUUUCAUCAGAAUGCUAAUAUCAACCUAUAAACCUUGACAUUCUGGAAAAAGCUCUGUGAAGAAGAAGAUGAUAAUUUCAUAAUAGGCAAUACACAAACCAAAGCUUUUUAAUGCUGCCUUUUCCUCUACUGGGAGUAACUCCUAGUAAUUAGACAGUAUUUGUUUCAAACAUUUACUCUUUUAAAUAACUAAAUUAUUAGGUAUGAGCACACACUGUUAGUGAUAAUGGCACUUGAACCUAAUAGACGGCAAUGUAAAAGAAGUAGGGAAAUGCAGGAAAUGAGCAAAACUCCAGUAAUUGUAGAACAGUUCAUUUCAUAUAAUAUAUCAAACCUCUACAAUGUGCUGUCUUGGCCUAGUAUUUUCAAGCUGGAUGUGGGGCUGAGUUGUUUAGGCCACGCAGAUUUCAGUACUGUGCAGUAAACCAGGCAGAAAAGGUUUUUCAUUUUUUUGGGCAAGUGUUUAACUGACCAGUUGUAGAGCUCAUUUUCACUCUGUGUUACUCAGCAGCUUCUUUCUCUUUGUGUUCUCUGUUAAUGAUGUACCGUAGUUUGGGUGUGAAGGAUGUUCAAUGCGCAUCUCCGUGACCUGGUGGUGUAGGCGUCACUGUGUGUUGAAGUGCACACAAGUCCUAUUGAAACAUGAAUUGGCCAUCAGAGUGCUCAUCUCACUGCUGCACCAUACUGUAUACCCAUUUAGCCACUUACUAAACCAUCAGUUAAGUGUAACUAGGAGAUAGAGUCUAGCUUAACAUUUCUGUGUUUCAUUCUUCAAACCUCAGCAGUAUUAAUUUAAAUGGAGAUUAAAUGUUUAAAGUGACAUUUCAGGAUUUGGGGAAGUGAAUUCAUGUUAAGAUUGAGGAUGAAAUACCACUAAAGCGUGAAUGUUGAGAGGAAUUUGACUGAAACCCAUGCAAAAAGAAUGUGAAGAAGGUGUAGUCUCAAAAACUAUGUAAUUUGCUUGUUUGUUUGAGAAACGUGGAUCUUGCUUAGAAAGAGGAAUGUGGGCCGGCAGGUAGAAAGAAAGGAUGGCUGAAAAGAAUUUAGACAAAAGAAAAUACAGAAAGGAGGAAGGAAAGUGAGGGAUAGGUAGAGAAGCAAAGAAGAAAAACAUUAAACAAAAGGACAGAAAGGAAAGGGGGGUAUUGAUAAAGAGGAAUUCAAGAAAUGAGUAAUAGAUUGUAGGUUUUGAAGGAGGGAGGUGGAAAAAAUGAUUUAAAAAAAAAUGCAGUGCAAGAACCCUAGUGCCUUUGUGAUUCAUACUGGUUUGAUUUAAGAAGAAAAGAGCAGAAGAAAGAAUGAAUGUUCAUAAAUAUUUGGGCAGCAGUUUUUCAGUUGUAGGAGGAGGGUUACAGGAGUGGGCUUGUAUUGACUGAAAGUAGUGAUUCUGGGAAUUACUCACAAAUAUUUGUCUUGUUCAGUCUAUUAUCACUUUUCAUCACCAGCCUGCAAGUCAGACUUCCAAAUCUAACUGUCAAGGUUUUACUAAAAUAUUAUAAGACACAUUUUUACAAAAUUGUCUUGUGGUCAACUCAUCUGUCAAGUAUAGAGAUCUGACACCAAAAUAAUUCACAUGCCCCUUUAAGUCGAUCACUCUUUUGCUCAGUGCUAAUGUUGUAGCAAACAGAAGGUUAGCAGUUUAACCCCCACGAUGGACAGAGACAGAGCAGUGUGUGUACCAUUGCCUCAAACAGGACCAAACUCACAGUACCACAAAUGAUAAAUGGUAGCUGGGUUGUAAUUGAUAGUCAGAUUAAUCAACGAAUCUACCUGUAAGGUGUUUAAAUUAGGACUGAUGGGGAAAACAGUAAAACACAUACGCAACAUGAUAGUGAAGUACUGUGCUGGUUUAUACAACCAGGACCCUCUGGGUGAUGGGUGAUGAGACAUUUCAACUAAUAAUCUACGCUGCUGAGUUCACGUGUGAAUCUGUAGCCCUUAUACCCAAAUAAAGAGUAUUCUGUCCACUUCCAAUAGGUUUGUUUUUAUUACUUUAGAUAAUAAUAGUUUCUGUGUGUAAGAGUGAGCGCGGAGCACCAGAGAAAAUGAUCUGCUGGGGUCACAUGGAUGAUUUUGGCGUGUUGAAUUGAAUGUUUGAAUUGCUCUCCUUUAAGACAGAAUGAACAGAAAAGAGAGAUGGAUGAAGUCUUCUAAACCGUGUCUGAAUGCUGGGUCAGUGCCUGGUGUAGCUUUUUUGAGCUACAUUAUACUGAGAUGUGAACAUUACAUGAAGGUGUAUUACUGUUACUCACGAGUCCCAUGUAUGUAACACUUCACAAGCAUUUAUUUUCUAUGUAUGUCUUUUUAAUGAUAGUUGGUGUUGUUGGUUGGGUAUACCAGAGCCACAGAGUGUUUGGCUACUGUUACCAUGCUACUGUAAGAAAAAGGUACAAUGCAAAGUUUUGAUCACUUUUGUUUUUCAAGGAUUCAAUUCAUGUUGGUUUUUUCUCAGUUUUAAAUUUGCAAAUAACCAGAAAAAAAAGUUAAUUCUGCAAAAAAUGUCUAACUUGCUUUUUCAAAUUGGGUGACACAAACAAGACCUUGUGAUGUAGCGUGGUUAAAGAUAUUAAAAAGCCUGUGUGUAUCACUCUUUGGUUUUUGGCAGUACAGAAUGAGUUGCACAAGAUGAAGGUACUAACCAGAACUCUCUUUUUGUAAAGUUCUGGUACUCCUGGUUCUCCUUUUACAGAGACCAGUGAAUGAAGGAACCAACUAAAUAACCUCUCUGUCAUAGACGUAUAACAUUUUUAUUACACUGCUUGUAUCCAAAAAUCUCAUUUUAUAAUGUUGUAACAAUAACAAUGAUUUUGUUUUCCUGCAUUUUAUAUUUAUGUAUAUAUCAUCUUU
Molecule: messenger RNA, 8632 nt
Organism: Xiphias gladius (swordfish)
Lineage: Eukaryota; Metazoa; Chordata; Actinopteri; Istiophoriformes; Xiphiidae
Gene: pard3bb
Product: par-3 family cell polarity regulator beta b
Exons: 27
Coding region: 530-4267 (1245 amino acids)
Biological process (GO): intracellular protein localization; establishment of cell polarity; cell adhesion
Cellular component (GO): adherens junction; cell cortex; apical plasma membrane
Molecular function (GO): phosphatidylinositol binding; protein binding
Source: RefSeq, a predicted model, not a curated record